AUGCCAAAGGCCAAGAGCAGCCCCCAAGCAGUGCAACGGGCGCGCGCCGCUUCUCACAAGGAUGCCACAACGCAGACGCAACUGUCGCUUUCGCUGGGGCCUAUUGAUGCGGAAGACCCAGCCAGCAAAUCAAGGGAACCUUCACCAGUGCAGCUGGCGCAGGAAGCUCAAGGCCCACCAGACACGCCCCGAGCAAGUCGGAUCACAAAAGAAUCUUGGGGUCUUGCCUCGCUGGAUCCGAGCACUUGGCCGGUGUUCAAGGAUGGCUUCGGCUCCUGUAACAGCCUGACCAUCGCGCCGGUACCUGAAGGUGAUCCGGCCUCGGAAGGAGGCGCUCUGAUGGAUUGUGGCGACGCGGAUGCUCUGGCCACCGCGCGCGCUGAGAACGAGUCCCUGCGCCAACUUUGCUAUGACUUGAUCAGCCUGGCUCAAGAUGUGGACUUCCCUGAGGCGCAGGCCCCGCCCAGCCAAGAGAUGUUGAUCGCAGAGGCGCGGAAGAGCCUUCUGACCAUGAGCCAGCUCAUGCUCCGAGCGGCCACCCAACGUGAGUCCAAGCAGUCCAAGCCUUCAGAUGAGAUCUCAGCUCGUGGCGGACUUUGCAGGGAAGGCGAACCCGCAAAACCAGGCGUCACCUCGAAGUCGAGCUGGAGGUGGAGGCCGAUAUCUGCAUCAUCUUCGCCCUCAGAGCCAGUUGCUCGGAGUAUGAAUGAAACUGCGAUGUCGACGAGCACAGCCUGCACCACCUGCACGGCCUCUACACCAACAGAGGCCUGCCAAAGCAUCAAGACCGCAAGCGGCAGCCCAGUAUCCAGGGUCUUGAGUUUGGAUGGACGAGGAAGCCCGUCGCAGGCAACCUGGCCCGUGUCACCAAUCUGGAGUCCUCCCAUGCGGACACGGGUCACAAGAUUCGCUUCCGAUGGAACGUGCAGCCCAAUUUUAGCUUCCCGAGCAACACUUCCGGUACCGGUCCAUGGUCUCUCGCUCCCACAACCAGUAUACUCUGCACCUCAGCUUGGGAGGUCUCGAUCUGUGAGCGUCACCAGGCGGCACUACAGGCAGUGUUGGGUCCUGGAGCGAGAGGAGCACGUGAUCCUGUGA
Molecule: messenger RNA, 1098 nt
Organism: Symbiodinium natans
Lineage: Eukaryota; Dinophyceae; Suessiales; Symbiodiniaceae
Source: the annotation of a GenBank genome assembly